AUGCCACCAGGCAGAGGCAAGGGCCGAGGAACUAGAACGACUGUUACCAGAGGUAGCGGAUCUACCCAAGGGUCUCGUCCUGGACCAAUCGAAGGCAUCUCUUGGAACGAUUUGCAUCAAGUCUAUAAAGCACGAGAACCGUCGGGUCUGUUUCCGGAGAUUGAAUUGCCCCACCCGCGACGUCCAACUGAAAAUGAGCUGUCAGCUGUUGUUGUAAUGGCAGAGCAUAAAAACUUGUUAAAGUUGACACCGUAUCAUCUGUCUAGACCAGCGUCUAAACCAGCUGUCCAACGAUACUCCGAUUGCAUAAAAUCUGUACGAGAGACGAGAACGUUAAAAGAAAUAAAUGCAGAUUUGGGCUUUUUCCCAGAAGAGCUGCAUAGCGUCUAUGAUAAUACUAAAACAUCAACUAUUUUGACAGAUACAACACAGAGAUCAGAAAUCAACGUUGGCGCACAACUCGACCAAUUCCUUAAAGACGAAACCGAGGAAGGGGGAAGGGAGCGUGCUGAUGCUCAAGUGGUAGAACCCGACCUUGAGAUUUCGGCAGAAGCAGAAGCAGAAGAUGAAUAUGAGGAAGAGACUGACUAUGUGAUGUCAUACUUUGACAAUGGCGAGGAUGAAUUUUAUGACGAAUUAGAAGACGCAGAUGGGGGAGAAGCGUAUUACGACUAA
Paraglomus brasilianum is the source of this 675-nucleotide messenger RNA. Lineage: Eukaryota; Fungi; Glomeromycota; Glomeromycetes; Paraglomerales; Paraglomeraceae. The record is from the annotation of a GenBank genome assembly.